Molecule: messenger RNA, 2972 nt
Organism: Paramormyrops kingsleyae
Lineage: Eukaryota; Metazoa; Chordata; Actinopteri; Osteoglossiformes; Mormyridae
Gene: cnnm4a
Product: cyclin and CBS domain divalent metal cation transport mediator 4a
Biological process (GO): magnesium ion transport; magnesium ion homeostasis
Cellular component (GO): plasma membrane
Molecular function (GO): sodium ion transmembrane transporter activity; magnesium ion transmembrane transporter activity
Source: RefSeq, a predicted model, not a curated record
GUUAUCUGCCCGUUCCCGGAGAGUGAAACAAACAUGGCGACAGAGUGCAGUGGACAGGGGUAUAUUCUAACUUUAGUGGUUUUCUUCUGGACCGUUGUUGUCGGACGACCGGAGGCAGCAGUGACGGGCGUGAGCAGCAGUCGCGUCUUGGGUAUGAGGCUGGAGAGGAGCGACAAGCCGGCGACCACCACCGAUGACGGUGUCAUCCAGGUAACCGAGCAGAGCAGCGUCCAGCUCAGGUUUUACGGGGUGCAGAUGAACUCUGGCACCUGGUCACAGAUCAGGUUCAUGGAGCGCGGGGACCGGGAUGGCGGCGCCGGCGAUGACAGCUCCAACAGGACUUGCUCUGAUUUCACCAAAGACUUCAGCAUCAGCAAUUACAUGAACGUCAGCAGUGAGGGCACGUCGGGGCUGCUCGCCGUAGACAUCAAACCGCUCCGCAAGAGCGAACCGGCGAAGGACUACAGCCUGUGCGUCAGACGGAGUCCGGAAGACAAGUGGUACCUGCUGGGGGAUAACGACGGCAGACUCCGCGUGGUGGAGGAGAAGAAGUCGCUCCUACCGCUUUGGCUGCAGGUGAUGCUCAUAAUGUGUCUGCUGGUGCUGUCCGGUAUGUUCAGUGGACUUAACCUCGGGCUCAUGGCUCUGGACCCCAUGGAGCUGCGCAUCGUGCAGAGCUGCGGCACUGAGAAGGAGAAGAGGGAUGCUCGCAAGAUCGAGCCCAUCCGCAGGAAAGGGAACUACCUGCUCUGCUCGCUCCUGCUGGGAAACGUGCUGGUCAACACCACGCUCACCAUCCUGCUGGACGAUCUGAUCGGCUCCGGCCUCGGCGCCGUGGUCGCCUCCACCAUUGGCAUCGUUAUCUUCGGUGAGAUCGUGCCGCAGGCGCUGUGCUCUCGCCACGGGCUGGCGGUGGGGGCCAACACCAUCCUGGUGACCAAGUUCUUCAUGUUCCUCACCUUCCCCCUGUCCUAUCCGGUUAGCAAGUUGCUGGACUGCGUGCUCGGCAAAGAGAUAGGCACCGUGUAUAAUCGGGAGAAGCUGGUGGAGAUGCUAAAGGUGACAGAGCCGUACAAUGACUUGGUAAAAGAGGAGCUGAACAUGAUCCAGGGCGCCCUGGAGCUUCGGACCAAGACGGUGGAGGACAUCAUGACCCCGCUGAGCAACUGCUUCAUGAUAAACACCGAUACUGUUUUAGAUUUCAACACCAUGUCGGAGAUCAUGGAAAGCGGGUACACGCGGAUCCCGGUCUAUGACGACGAGCGCUCCAACAUCGUUGAUAUCCUCUAUGUCAAAGAUCUAGCUUUCGUCGAUCCAGACGAUUGCACGACACUAAAGACCAUAACCAAGUUCUACAACCACCCUGUCCACUUCGUUUUCCACGACACUAAGCUGGAUGCCAUGCUGGAGGAGUUCAAGAAAGGAAAAUCCCACCUGGCCAUCGUGCAAAAGGUGAACAAUGAGGGUGAGGGUGACCCCUUCUAUGAGGUGCUGGGCCUGGUCACGCUGGAGGACGUCAUCGAGGAGAUCAUCAAGUCGGAGAUCCUGGACGAAUCGGACCUCUACACCGAUAACCGGAACAGGAAGAAAGUGGCUAACAACAAGAACAAGAGGGACUUUUCUGCCUUUAAGCAAGAGAGCGAGUCCAAAGUCAAGAUCUCCCCUCAGCUGCUGCUGGCUGCACAUCGCUUCUUGGCUACAGAGGUGAGCUUGUUCAGCCCCACGCUGAUCUCCGAGAAGGUGCUUCUGCGAAUCCUGAAGCAUCCGGGUGUCAUCCAGGAGAUCAAGUUCAGUGAGAGCAGCAAGCACGCUCCUCAGCAUUACGUGUACCAGAGAGGCAAGGCUGUCGACUACUUUGUCCUCAUCCUGCAGGGCCGGGUCGAGGUAGAGGCUGGUAAUGAGAACAUGAAGUUCGAGACGGGUCCCUUCUCCUUCUAUGGGGUCAUGGCCCUCAGCUGCCAGAGCCAGGUCGUGUCCCCCUCCCUUUCUCCCUUAGUUGUUUCGCCUCGCCCCCGAUAUCUCUCGUUAAAGAGGUUCUCUUUGUUCUCACGCUUCCCAGAGCCUCGCUCGCCGUCCCUCUUCGGUGGCCUGAACCGCUCAGCAUCCCUCAGCUGCGCAGAGCGCUCCGACUCCCUGUCCGUCAGCGGCAGCAACACUCAGCUCAGUGGCGCCCCCUCACCGCAGUACAUCCCUGACUUCUACGUGCGCGCCCUCACAGACCUGCAGUUCGUCAAGAUCACUCGCGCGCAGUACCAGAACGGUCUGAUGGCGUCCCGCCUGGACAGCACCCCCCAGUCUCCGGACAGCGGGCACAAGCAGCUGGACACUCUGCCCUCGACGCCAGGCCCACAACCACCCGACUCAACCCCCGGAAACGGCCUGGAUGAGACCACAUCCCUGCUGAACGACCAGAACUGCCUGUCUGGGUGCCAGCCAAACCAUACCACCGAACACACACCCCCACCCCCACCCGCCCACGGCCAAGCACACACGCAGGGUUCCAUGUGACCACAGGAUCACGCUUCUGGGGCCCAGCAACGGCACCUGACACCUCUCCCUAACCAUACUCUACUGCACACUCUGAGCACACACCCAAAAAAGGGAGGUCUGUCGGCCAGUGUAAACCAGGGACACACAAGCAGUCUUAUUCCAGAAGAUACCAUCUUACUCCAGCAUCUCCAACCCAGCCUGCUUCUCAUGUCCUGCUGGGAUGGACAGCCUGGUGUGUGUGCGUGCAUGUGUGUGUGUGUGUGAAUGAGAGAGAGAGAGAGAGCGAGCGAGCGUAUGUGUAUCUAUUGGGCUCACGCGUAUUGUCUCUUCCUAGCAUGAGAUAGAAAAUAAGGGAACUGAUGUAAAUCUGUAUUUGACCUUGUUGGUAAUCCUCACACUGCAGCUCUCAGUAGAUAUAAUUCCCUGGGUUUUAUGCAAAAAUGGGCAGGAGAAGCAUCAGUGAUCUGCCUUCAGAAUGGGGG